GCUUACCGACGCAAAAUCAGGUGGUUGGCUCGGCACGCUAGGUUCCAUGGGAGGGAUAAUACAGACCAGCAUCAUCACACAGGUGUUGCUGAAUAUGCUGGAACUUGGUCUGGACCCACAAGAGUCCCUGGCGCGGCCUCGCUUUCUGCUCGGCUCUCCUAUAAGAACCCACCCUGAUGAUCCUCUUGUGGUGGAAGCUACAUAUCCAAAGGACCUGCUGCAGGCGCUCAAGAAUCGGGGCCAUAGCAUAAAGGACAAAUACGUAGACCCCCGAACACAUGGCGCAGGGCACGCCAACAUAUUGGCCAAGGCGUCGCUAUGGUGUGCCAAGGAAGAUGACCGAAAUACCGUCGGAGGUGCCGACGACGGUCCCACCUGGUGCGGUGUCGAACCUCGCAUCAGCGGCUCGGCCUUAGGGCGUUGA
Dermacentor silvarum is the source of this 424-nucleotide messenger RNA. RefSeq lists its product as uncharacterized. The record is from RefSeq and is a predicted model, not a curated record. Lineage: Eukaryota; Metazoa; Arthropoda; Arachnida; Ixodida; Ixodidae. The coding region runs from base 47 to 424 and encodes 125 amino acids. The transcript is spliced from 3 exons.